AUGACAGCAUAUAAACAAACGUCAUAUCUCACAUUCUUCCCUUUCCUCCUGUAUAGCUACAUCAUACAUUAUCACAAUCAUCUACUCCCUUCAACCACUCUCCAUUCCCAGACUCGCCAUUUCAACAUGUCUGAAUUCCUCAUGAAAGAAGACCACGAGCGCGAUGCCGCCUUCAGCAAAGCCAUGCACGGAAAAUCCGUCGAGGAGGAAUCGGCUUUCAUGGCUAUGCUGAAGAAAGAUUCUGGUUCUCAGAGUGCUGCUGCAGAUGCUUAUUUCAAGCAUUGGGAUAAUAAAGAUGCCAAGGUUGAGACGGAGAAGGAUCGCUCGGAACGCAAAGAAGAUUAUGCCAACCUGACUAGAAAUUACUACGACCUAGCCACCGGCCUCUAUGAAGAAGCCUGGGGCCAAUCUUUCCACUUCUGCCGCUUCGCCGCCAACGAGCCCUUCCACCAAGCCAUCGCUCGACAUGAACACUACCUCGCAGCACGCAUUGGUCUUAAAAGCGGCAUGAAAGUCCUCGAUGUAGGUUGUGGAGUUGGUGGACCGGCAAGAGAGAUUGCCAGGUUUGCAGACUGCCAUGUUACGGGUCUGAAUAUCAAUGAUUAUCAGAUUCAGAGAGCGAAGAGAGCGGCGGGGAUUUGUGGGAUGGCGCAUCAGCUGGAGUUUGUGAAGGGGGAUUUUAUGCAAAUGCCCUUUCCAGAUAACAGCUUCGACGCAAUCUACGCCAUUGAAGCUACAGUCCACGCGCCUAGCCUCGAAGGCGUCUACAGCGAGAUCUUCCGCGUCCUCAAACCCGGCGGCAUCUUCGGAGUCUACGAAUGGCUCAUGACCGAAAAAUACGAUCCCACCAACGCCCACCACCGCACCAUCCGCCUCGACAUUGAACAAGGCGACGGCAUCGCCAACAUGGUCUCCAUCCGCACCGCCCACGCCGCCCUCAACAGCGCCGGUUUCCACCUCCUCCACUCCGAAGACCUGUCUACCCGCCCCGACGCCACACCCUGGUACUACCCUCUCGCGGGAGAUUUCCGGUAUCUAGGCAGCGUGUGGGAUUUUUUCACGAUAUUGAGGAUGACGAGGGUGGUGAGGGGGGUGGUGGAGGGCUUGCUUAGGGUGGGGGAGAGGGUGGGUGCGGUGCCGGGGGGGAGUGCGAGGACGGCAGCGAGUUUGGCGAUGGCGGCUGAUGCAUUGGUACUGGGUGCCAGGGAGGGGUUGUUUACGCCGAUGUAUUUGAUGGUUGCGAGGAAGCCGGAAGAGUGAAGAACGGUGAAGUGGGCGUGAGUGUCGGGCGAGAUAGCAGAGGGAAUGACUCUAGGUCUAAGUGGUGGAGAAAUGGGGUGAGAUUUAAUGAUAGGAAUGGUUGUCAAGAGAGCUGCCAAAAAGAGCAAUGGGAAGAAAGAAUAGAGCGAUAGAGAGAUGGAUUACUGAGUAGGUACUGAUAGGCAUUGAAAUCAGCGGUAAAGUCCCGACGCUACACUCUACAUACCAAUCUGAUGUCUGGCUUCACACCAGACACUACUAAUAGAAGAAUUGGCUCCAGCGUACAUCCAGAACAAGGCCAUGACGGAUUACUUCAGAAUGCACAGAGAAAGGCGACGGAGAGCAAAAAGUUCCUACUUGUAUUGAAACCUGUCUAGAGAAUGGGAGGCACAGCAGCUUUGUGUCAAGCCUUUCCAAGCUCAUCUUGAAGGCGAAUGGCUAAAAAUUGGGAAACUUCAGACAAAGAAUCCACGACAUCAUCUUGUCGUAAUUGUGGAUCAAGUGUCAGCAGAACCGAGCUUUGGAAGUGAUGGAAAAGCCGCAAAUAUUUCAAGACACAUUCGAUACUCUUGUGUAGUAUCUACAUCUUUGGCGAGAUUUAGCAGAUUAAAUAUGAUCUUAUUUCCUUGCCCUUCACUCCCCAUGCC
This is a messenger RNA of Cadophora gregata, 1907 nucleotides long. Its product is annotated as Delta(24)-sterol C-methyltransferase. Gene Ontology annotation, biological process: ergosterol biosynthetic process. The record is from RefSeq and is a predicted model, not a curated record. Gene Ontology annotation, molecular function: sterol 24-C-methyltransferase activity. Gene Ontology annotation, cellular component: endoplasmic reticulum. The coding region runs from base 1 to 1260 and encodes 419 amino acids. NCBI's taxonomy places the organism in Eukaryota, Fungi, Ascomycota, Leotiomycetes, Helotiales, Ploettnerulaceae. The transcript is spliced from 5 exons.